Molecule: messenger RNA, 422 nt
Organism: Trichomonas vaginalis G3
Lineage: Eukaryota; Parabasalia; Trichomonadida; Trichomonadidae
Exons: 1
Source: RefSeq, a predicted model, not a curated record
AUGUCUAAAUAUGAUGGAUUAUACUAUGAACAUGUUAUGAAUGAUGGCACGAUAAGUGGUAAUACAGUCUCAUAUAAAUUACCGAGAGACUUCAUUGAAUAUCCUGCGUCAAAAGCUCUUGAGAUAAGAAAGAUAAGUCUUGAGCAUCCAGACUUUGAGUUUCUUGCUAUUCCAUUAGAAAUGACAGAUUCAUCAAAAUCAGUGAAAAAAAGGUUUGACAUGAGAUAUUACAUAAAACCCAACAUGACUACACAGGAGUUGAAUGAAGGUCUUAUGGAAAAAAUGACUGAGGCAAGUAGAGAAUUUGUUGAUUGUUACUAUGAUUCAAAUGAAAAUAAAUUGAAUGUAUUAAGAAAAGGUACAUCACCAAUCAUAACAUUACCUUCAUACAGUAGUAUAGAAAAAAAUGCCUUGAAUUAUAA